AUGGACCAGGUCGCCUGUCUCCCCGCCGAACACCGGUCGGGCCUCACACCGCAAUCCCGCCCAAUUCACCACUAUUCAGCCUCCAUGUCCAAACCGACCGUCCUCCUGGAUCAGGAGCCCGUUCAAUUGCCCACGCCGAAUCAAUCCGGUCCCAUCGUGAUGCCAGACGACGAGAGUGGUUCGCCGCAGGACUUCUCCGGUCGGGGGAAACGCCUGACCUUGGCCGAGCAGAAGUCGCUCUUCCGCCUCUGCGAAACGUACAUGAACCGCUACGAUGCCUCCGAAUACCCCAAGCGAUUCUGGAUCAAGAUCUCCGACCUGCUGCUGAAAUCCACCGGUCGCAAGUACUCGUGGCAGUCGUGCCGCCGGCGGAUCCAGCAAUACGUCGAGAAGCGAAAGGCCUUCUGGGCCGCGUUUGACGCCGACAAGACACUACCGGACCUGGGGGAUAUGGAUGAAGACCUGGCGUCGGAUAUCGACGACUGGAUGACCCGCUGCGAGAAGCGACUCGAGAAGGAAGAGAAGGAGCGCCGCGACAAGGCCUACCAGGCCGAGAUUGAACAGGCCGAGCUGGCCCGCUCCCUCAAAUUGCAACGCACCUUCGACUGGGCCAACGGGCUGCCCCCGCCGGAGGAGAUGGAACUGCAGCCGGAUCACUGGGGUCUUCCGCCGCACCGCUUCGUCGUCUGCGACGGUCAACUGUUGCAGGGCAUCCCUCUCGCCCACUACCUGUGCAAGAAGUCCCGCGAGAACCACCGCCUGGCCCUCGUGGCUGCCAAACUCCAGUCCGACCCGGACGCGCCUCCAGUGCAGGACCAGAAGCCCGAGCCCGCAGGCGAACCCGGCAACCACCCCAUCCCUAACGAUCGAAAGCGGCCCCGCGAAGAUGACCCGGCAGACCUGGAGCGUCCGGCGCAGCGUCCGUGCCUGGCCCCCGAGCAGCUGCCCCAGCCUAUCCCCGGCGAUCCGUCGGCCGAGAAGAAGAAAUCCGCCGGCGCCACCAUGGCACAGAAGAACGUGGACCGGCUGGUCAACAACCUCUGGCUGCAGUUCGCCAAGGGCAUCGCUCCCUACUACGAGGAACAUCGGAACCAACCCCAGACAAACCGGCAGUUCGGUCUGGUGCUGUACGAUCUCUAUCGCGACCUGGGCCAUGCGUUCAACACGGCCGUCAACCGCCUCUCCAAACUCGACUAUUACUCUGAGGAGGACGAGUCCAUCUCCGAGGAUGUGCAGUGA
Molecule: messenger RNA, 1239 nt
Organism: Aspergillus clavatus NRRL 1
Lineage: Eukaryota; Fungi; Ascomycota; Eurotiomycetes; Eurotiales; Aspergillaceae
Exons: 1
Coding region: 1-1239 (412 amino acids)
Source: RefSeq, a predicted model, not a curated record